CUGCUCGUCUCCUCCUGGCAGCGCAACAGCUUCUGCCGCCGCCGCCGCCUCCAUCAUCACUACUUCUCACAAAGUUCCGCGCCGGGGGCUCCCUCCCCCCUCCCUCCUCCCCCCCGAGGCCGGCGGACGCUGUGCAGGACGGAGAGUGGACUCGAAGCCGCUGCCGUGUCUUCGCCAAACGCUGGAGUGACAAUGGGGGCAGCACGUAGGGCGGCCGGGUUGUACGGAGGCGCCCGCGGCGUCUAGGAUUCCUUGCCAGACAAUGGCGCUGGAAAGGGCCACGGGGAUCUCCCUGCGGGUGUGCCGUUCCCUCCGGGUAUCUCUAAGGUGAAAACCUCGAGCACGUCGGCCUCUUUCUUCCGUGUGUUGAGGUGGCCUUGUAGGGGUCCACUUUUAUGUGUCCUUGUGUUAGCCAAGUCAAGGGUCAUUUAGCGGAUCUACUUUUCUCCUUCCUCCUUUAAAGUUUCAAGACUGGUCCUCUGGAUGUCUUAUGUUGGGUGGCCUCCGUGUCAAAAUUCUCGUACUUCUCACACUGGAGUUGCUUCAAUUUUUUUUUUUUAAAUAUUGCCACUUCCUCAUUGUAUUGGAGAAAUAUGAGCAAUUGAACCUGAUGUACUAAUACAGGUUGUCCUGGAGUCGUGUUACCGUAUCUCUCUGAGAGCGAAGGCCUGUCUUUUUCCUUCACUUGUUUUUUUUGAUGUGAUGGAACUAAUGUUUGCCGAGUGGGAGGACGGGGAGAGGUUUUCAUUUGAAGACUCUGACCGUUUUGAGGAAGACUCCCUUUGUUCCUUCAUUUCUGAGGCAGAAAGCCUAUGCCAGAACUGGAGAGGAUGGCGGAAGCAAUCAGCUGGACCCAACUCUCCCACUGUCAAAAUGAAAGAUGGUCUGGUGAUCCCAUUGGUGGAGCUCUCUGCAAAACAAGUAGCAUUUCACAUUCCAUUUGAAGUGGUGGAGAAAGUGUACCCACCAGUGCCUGAACAGCUGCAGCUUCGUAUUGCCUUUUGGAGCUUUCCAGAGAAUGAAGAGGAUAUCAGGCUGUACUCCUGCUUGGCAAAUGGCAGUGCGGAUGAGUUCCAGAGAGGCGAGCAACUCUUCCGGAUGAGGGCUGUUAAAGACCCAUUGCAGAUAGGUUUCCACCUGAGUGCCACAGUGGUACCUCCCCAAAUGGUGCCUCCAAAAGGAGCAUACAACGUUGCAGUGAUGUUUGACAGAUGCAGGAUCACCUCAUGCAGCUGUACUUGUGGAGCUGGAGCUAAAUGGUGUGCCCAUGUUGUAGCCCUCUGUCUUUUCCGGAUACACAAUGCAUCUGCAGUGUGCUUGCGAGCACCUGUCUCAGAAUCCCUGUCUCGACUACAGAGAGAUCAACUGCAGAAAUUUGCACAGUAUCUCAUCAGUGAACUCCCCCAACAGAUACUUCCUACUGCUCAACGUCUACUGGAUGAGCUGCUAUCUUCUCAGUCCACUGCCAUCAACACAGUAUGUGGGGCUCCAGAUCCCACUGCCGGUCCCUCUGCCUCAGAUCAAAGCACCUGGUACUUGGAUGAAUCUACAUUAAGUGACAACAUAAAGAAAACCCUUCACAAAUUUUGUGGUCCUUCUCCUGUUGUCUUUAGUGAUGUGAACUCCAUGUACCUCUCCUCCACGGAGCCUCCAGCUGCUGCUGAAUGGGCCUGUCUUUUGCGCCCCCUGAGAGGGAGAGAACCUGAGGGCAUCUGGAACUUGCUUUCUAUUGUUCGUGAGAUGUUCAAGAGACGAGACACCAAUGCAGCUCCUCUUCUGGAGAUCCUAACAGACCAGUGUCUGACGUAUGAACAGAUAACUGGCUGGUGGUACAGUGUAAGGACGUCUGCGUCCCAUAGCAGUGCCAGUGGGCACACUGGCCGCAGCAACGGUCAGUCAGAAGUGGCUGCUCAUGCUUGUGCAAGCAUGUGUGAUGAGAUGGUGGUUCUCUGGAGGCUUGCUGUCCUGGAUCCAACCAUCAGCCCCCAUAGGCGAAGAGACUUGUGCACACAACUAAGGCAGUGGCAGUUGAAGGUAAUAGACAAUGUCAAAAGGGGACAGCACAAAAAAUCCCUUGAGAAGCUGUUCCAUGGGUUCAAACCGGCUGUGGAAGCUUGCUACUUCAACUGGGAAGAGGCCUAUCCCAUUCCAGGCAUCACUUACAGCAGUGCUGACAAGAAGAACUCUUUUUGUUGGGUGAAGGCCAUCCAGCAGAGAAACUGCCGGCCCCCAUGUGCAGAAACCUCCUGUGAAGCAGGGAGAGCUCACGGGCCAGAUGCUGCAGGGACAUGCUUACAGCUAGGGGACAGGUCACGCCUUUCCUCUCAGGAGCCAGCUGUGCGCCCCAAAGAACUCAUUGGGAAGCGGAAAGUUGUGUCUGAAGGCCCCCAGCGGGUUCUGAGGCGUCUUUCAGCAGAAGGAGAUAAAGGUGCAUACAAAACAGCUGUGAACAAGGGCAAGCUUCCAGUUGGAAAGGCCUCCUUGGCCAGCAAACAUAGUGGGAAGCGCCGCAUGAGCAGUGAGGACAGCUCUCUGGAACCAGACUUGGCUGAAUUGACUUUAGAUGACAGCAGUUUGGCUCUUGGGGCAGAGGCCAGCAACACAUUCAGCUUCACAGAUAGCCCCUUGAGCAGAAGCUACAGGGAUACCUUUGAGGAUGAUGGCGGGGUGUAUUUCUCUGAGGCAAUUGAGCCCACCCUCAGGAGCAGCCCCUCCACCAAGAAAACCCCAAAGGAUCCAGCGGGGGAAGUGGGCAGUGGAGACGACGAUCUCCCUUGCCCAGAUGAAAGUACUGGUGGAGCAUGUUUGAAGCCAAAAGAAGUGGGGGAGAAUGGUGCAGCCGGAGGAGAGGAGGAGGACGACGACUACCAGGUAUACUAUCUCAAUCCCCAGGAGGUGGCUAAGGAAGAAGAUGAGAAGGCUGAGGGGGGAACCGAAGAGGAACAAGAUAUAUUUGCUGGGAUAAAGCCCUUGGAGCAGGAGAACCGCAUGGAGAUCCUGUUUGCCUGCGCGGAGGCUCUUUACGCACAUGGUUACAGCAAUGAAGCGUGUCGCCUCACGGUUGAGCUUGCGAAGGACUUGUUGGCCAACCCGCCUGAUCUCAAAGUGGAGCAGCCCCCAACCAAGGGAAAGAAAAACAAGGUGUCCACCAGCAAGCAGACAUGGAUGGCAACAAACACCUUAUCCAAAGCUGCUUUCUUACUGACCGUGCUGAGUGAGCGGCAGGAAUUCCACAACUUAGCCUUCCAGAUUGGCAUGUUUGCUCUGGAGUUGCAGAGGCCACCAGCUUCUACUAAGGCUUUGGAGGUAAAACUGGCAUACCAGGAGUCUGAAAUUGUGGCCUUGUUGAAGAAAAUCCCACUUAGCUCUAAUGAGAUGAACACUAUUCGGGGAAGGGCUGAAGAGCUCAGAGAAGGGACUCUGUGCGAUUAUCGCCCAGUCUUGCCUCUCAUGCUGGCCAGCUUCAUAUUUGAUGUCUUAUGUACUCCAGUGGUUUCUCCUACCGGAUCAAGACCUCCAAGCCGUAAUUGGAAUAAUGAAAUGCCUGGCGAUGAGGAACUUGGUUUUGAGGCAGCUGUGGCUGCUCUUGGGAUGAAGACGACAGUGAGUGAAGCCGAGCAUCCUUUGCUGUGUGAAGGUACCCGAAGAGAAAAGGGGGAUCUGGCUCUAGCCCUGAUGAUCACUUACAAGGAUGACCAGUCUAAGCUAAAAAAAAUCUUGGAUAAGCUGUUAGACAGGGAGAGUCAGACACACAAACCUCAAACUUUAAGUUCGUUCUACUCAUCCAGCAAGCCAACAGUGGCCAAUCAGAAAUCUCCUUCGAAGCAUGCUACCCAAUCAGCUGCGCCCAUUCAGCAUCUCCCGGGAACAUCUGUCACACCACCAACAGGGGUGUCCGCUGCUGUCCAGAACAAUCCUUCAGAACCCUUUAUGGAGAAGAGCACCCAAGAGAACCCUCAGAGAUCCCCUUGUGACCCACCUGUGGAAUCCAGUGUCUUAAAACAAGAAGGGAAAGUUCCCAGCCGACUUGCUCUUGGGAAUAGAGGUGGCUACAAUGGAAGAUGUUGGGGUUCACCAGUCAGACAAAAAAAAAAGCACACAGGAAUGGCCAGCAUUGACAGCAGUGCACCAGAAACGACCUCGGACAGUUCUCCAACUCUCAGCAGGAGGCCCCUGCGUGGGGGAUGGGCAGCCACCUCCUGGGGCAGAGGGCAGGACAGCGACAGCAUCAGUAGCUCUUCCAGUGACUCACUGGGCUCCUCCUCUUCCAGUGGAAGCAGGAGAGCCAGUGGAGGAGCACGGGCAAAGACGGUGGAAGUUGGCAGGUAUAAAGGUAGGCGACCAGAGAGCCAUGCGCCUCAUGUCCCCAACCAGCCCUCGGAGGCUGCUGCACACUUCUACUUUGAGCUGGCCAAGACAGUCCUCAUUAAGGCCGGUGGAAACAGCAGCACUUCCAUUUUCACCCACCCGUCAUCCAGUGGUGGCCACCAAGGGCCUCAUCGCAACCUCCACCUUUGCGCCUUCGAGAUUGGACUCUAUGCACUGGGAUUGCACAACUUUGUCUCUCCCAACUGGCUCUCUCGGACCUACUCCUCCCAUGUCUCUUGGAUCACAGGGCAAGCCAUGGAAAUUGGAAGUGCAGCCUUGAACAUCCUGGUGGAAUGCUGGGAUGGACACCUGACCCCUCCAGAGGUGGCAUCCUUGGCUGACAGGGCUUCAAGAGCGAGGGAUUCCAAUAUGGUGCGAGCGGCCGCUGAGCUGGCACUGAGUUGCUUGCCACAUGCCCAUGCCUUGAAUCCAAAUGAGAUCCAGAGAGCUCUAGUUCAGUGCAAGGAGCAGGAUAAUCUAAUGCUGGAGAAGGCUUGCCUGGCAGUGGAGGAGGCAGCCAAAGGGGGUGGUGUUUACCCUGAAGUCCUGUUUGAAGUCGCUCACCAGUGGUACUGGUUGUAUGAACAAACUGUUGGCGGAACUCUUGCCCAGAGGGAGGGCGCCACAGGUUGCAGCGCGAGCGGAGCCCGAGCAUCUUGCGAAGUGGUCCGUGGACUGGCGGAUACCAGAGUGACAUCAGAGCCCACGACAGUGACUGUGGCAGCUGCGGUGACGGCAGCGGCAACAGUCGUGCCUGUGAUCUCAGUGGGGUCCACGAUCUACCAGCAGCACACCAUGGCAGGGCCAGCAAUGGCCCAUGCACACACCCAGGGUCUGCACCCCUAUACAACGCUCCAGACCCACAUUCCUUGCAGCCCUCAGUACAUUGGACACCCCAUCCAGCACAUGCCGCGCCCAGCAGUCUUCCCUGUGCCUGGCUCCGCUUACCCCCAAGCAGGGUUACCCUGUCCUCUUCCUUUGCAGGGUGUCCACCCAGCAUUCAUUGGGGCACAGUACCCUUACUCGGUAACUACCCCAUCCUUGGCAGCUACGGCCGUGUCGUUCCCAGGAGUGCCUGUCCCUUCCAUGACGCAGAUCGCCGUGCACCCGUACCAUGCUGAGACAGGGCUGUCGCUGUCUUCCAAUGUGGCAAUAGGAAGUGUCCAUGCAGGGUCUUCGUUCCCAGCAAUACAGGGGACUUCCUUGACGAGCCUGUCUUCUCAGCCCAGCUCCCUUGUUACAGGGGGCUUCCCUUCUGAGGAUGAGCAACACAGUCAACCCGUGAGCCCUCAAGGGUUGCACUACCUCCACUCCGCCUACCGAGUUGGGAUGUUAGCACUGGAGAUGCUUGGCCGCAGAGCUCACAAUGACCACCCCAACAACUUCUCACGUAGCCCACCCUACACAGAAGAUGUGAAAUGGCUCCUGGGAUUAGCUGCCAAAUUAGGUGUAAACUAUGUGCAUCAGUUUUGUGUUGGUGCAGCCAAGGGGGUCUUGAGCCCUUUUGUGCUGCAAGAGAUCAUCAUGGAAUCCUUGCAGAGGCUCAAUCCUGCCCAUGUCCACAACCACUUGCGCACACCAGCUUUCCAUCAAUUGGUACAGAGGUGCCAGCAGGCGUACAUACAGUACAUCCACCACCGGCUGAUCCAUCUCACUCCAGCGGACUACGAUGACUUUGUGAAUGCCAUUCGCAGCGCCAGAAACGCCUUCUGUCUGACCCCGAUGGGCAUGAUGCAGUUCAAUGACAUCCUCCAGAACCUGAAGCGGAGCAAGCAGACUAAGGAUUUAUGGCAAAGGGUGUCUCUGGAAAUGACCACCUUUUCCCCAUGAUGGCUCAGGCGUGCAGCUCCUGUCCUCCUGUAGUUAAGAGUUCUGUUCACGCCAUCCUUCCUUAUGGGAUCCUUUUUUUAUUUUAGCUGUUGGAAACCACUGAUUUGGUGUAUUUAUACCAUGACAUUCCUCUUCCAGGCCAUUGUGAUCGUGCUCCAGUUCCCCUUAUUCCCUCCUCCCUGGCAGGUGGAGCCAAGAACGCUGUUUUGGGAGUACAAGAAAGUGUGUGCGUGCGAGUGUGAGUGCGUGUGUGCGUGCACGUUUGCUCGCACAUGAGGGGAGAACUAGCUGAAUGAUAUUUGAUCAAUGCUUUCAGUCCCCUCCCUGUGUGAUGGAUGAACAUAUGUGUGAACGCAUGUUAGGGGGUAUGGUGGAGCCUGUCUCUUUAAAAUAUUUAUUUUGGCAUUUAUAAAUAUGUAUACUACUUUCUAUAAGAUUCUAAAAAAAAAAAAACCCACUCAUCAUAGGGCCAGGAGAGGCAGAGUUUGCUAUUGUGCAUCCCGGACAUUUCCAUCACCAUUCCUUCGUGCAGCAACUACCCAGAGGAGUCCAGGCUGUCGUGGAAAGAGCCCCCUCCUCAGCCACCACGGCCGAUGUGCUUGGAUGGGCAAAGCCCCGUUUGUCCUGUCUGGCUCCAGGACAGUAUUGAGCCGGCUGCUGCAACUUCUUUGCUUAGACUGUGGCCCCAAAGAGUUUUGUCAUCAGGCUUCAUAGGAUGUUUUAACCAUGGUGGUUCUGAGUUGUACAGUCAUGUUAUAUUGGCUGGGAUGUUAGCUUUCUUGUAAUCAAUUUCUUAUCCCUUGUUUCAGUUUCCAGAUUAAAACACUCAUUUUCUUAGA
Messenger RNA from Elgaria multicarinata webbii, 7037 nucleotides. It is a transcript of the gene ZSWIM8, whose product is annotated as zinc finger SWIM-type containing 8. Lineage: Eukaryota; Metazoa; Chordata; Lepidosauria; Squamata; Anguidae. Gene Ontology annotation, cellular component: Cul2-RING ubiquitin ligase complex. The record is from RefSeq and is a predicted model, not a curated record. The coding region runs from base 703 to 6198 and encodes 1831 amino acids. The transcript is spliced from 26 exons. Gene Ontology annotation, molecular function: zinc ion binding.